AUGGAAAUCCAACAAAAUCAAUAUCAUAAUAAGCCUCCAAGUCGUAAUAAAUCGUUAGGAGGAUUAGAUUAUGGGACAGGGAGUGAUGAUUGUGAGCUUUCUAAUGGGCUAUUAAAAAGCUUGGAUACUCAGUAUGGACCUCAAAUUCAGAUAGCAUCAGCUGAUGAUGGACAGGGCCGAACAUUGAGGCCUUUAUUGGAUCAAGAAGGUCAGGAUUUAUCAGAGAAUGAUACUGAAAGAAAUCAGGCACUUGAAGAGACCGUGGCAGUUGGUAAGGCUUUGGGAGUUCAUGAUAGGAUUAGGGAUGAUAUUGUCUGCGAUCACAUCCGGGAGCAAAUUAGCAGGGACGAAAAGGA
Messenger RNA from Dovyalis caffra, 356 nucleotides. NCBI's taxonomy places the organism in Eukaryota, Viridiplantae, Streptophyta, Magnoliopsida, Malpighiales, Salicaceae. The record is from the annotation of a GenBank genome assembly.